UGAGCCUACCCUGCGCCCGUGCCGCCAAGCAAGAUCUCGCCAUCAUCUACGGCAUUGCGGCAGCCAUUCCUUCAAUCCCUUAUUCGGAAUUCAGCAAAAUCAACUUUUCAAGCGAAUCCAUCCGUCGGGCCAAAAUGAGCCGACUACAAUUGAAGCCAAUCAUAGAUGGCAUGCCUGUCCAACGCAUUACCCACUCAGCGGGUCUCUCACUCUGUGCUCUUCGCCGCCUGGCGAUCGCGUCACGGUUCCAGCCAGCCCGACUCAAAACAUCUGCAUUAACAGUAGAUCCUGCCGAUGUGCCGAUGUGGAAAUUAUGGCCUCCUCGUCGACGGUACUGCCGCGUUCUGUGGGCAACAACAUGCCGACCCGAAGAAGAUGGAGCUGAGGAUAAUCGGGCCUCCGGACAAGAUCUGUCCAACGACCAGCGCCCAGCUUGACUGAGAGAGAGCCUUGCAUUCGUUCCAUCACUCGCUUCAUGUCGCGGGCUUGCUCAAUCUCCCAUGUCUUCAAGUACAUGCAAUCACCAAGACGACAGCGUCAGAGUGAUGACCAAGACCCAGCCCUCGACGACAGACACAAUGCCGGAAAAGACUGAGCACACGGACAACAGCGACGCUGAAAGCAUAGGCGGACAGCGCAACGAGUUAUCCCAAAAGAGGCUGCUCAUCUCCAUCGCAGCCCUGUCGGUCUGCCUGUUCGUCUCCUUUGUCGACCAGACCAGCGUCUCAACAGCAACACCUGCGAUCGCGGGCGAGCUCAACACGGGCACUUCGACAUCAUGGGUGGGCGCUUCGUUCCUGAUAGCCUCGACCGCCUUUCAGCUCAUCAACGGGCGGCUGUCUGACAUUUUUGGGCGCAAGAAUCUCCUGCUCAUCUGCCUCUUCCUCAUGGCCGUUGGCGACUUGGCCUGCGGCUUCUCCCGGACCGCAGAGCAGCUGUUCGCCUUCCGGUCCAUUGCUGGUAUUGGCGGAGGCGGCAUCAACAGCCUGGUCAUGAUCAUUGUGAGCGAUAUCACCACCUUGGCGAAUAGAGGCAAAUACCAAGGCAUGCUGGGUGCGAUCAUCGCCCUUGCCAAUGGCAUCGGCCCCUUUCUUGGCGGCGCCGUCGUCGACUCCUCCACAUGGCGCUGGGUAUUCUGGAUGAUCCCCCUGAUCACAGCACCCACGACUGUCGUCAUCUGGUUCUAUCUGCCGCUCAAACACAGAUCAGGGGACUACGUUGCCAAGAUGAGGCGGAUCGACUACGGGGGCAUUCUUCUCAACCUGGCAUCCACGCUUCUGCUGCUCGUGCCUUUGUCGGGAGGUGGCGUGACAUAUGCUUGGGCAUCACCGUUUGUCAUCUCUACCCUGACGCUUGGGGCCGUGCUCUUUGUCUUGUUCGUGUUGUACGAAUGGAAGCUCGCCAAGCUGCCGAUCAUGCCACUGCGACUGUAUCAGGCUCCUCACUGCUCUGCGUUGUACGCCCAGACGUUCCUCACCGGGCUGGCGUACUUUGGCAACUUCUUCUACCUACCAAUCUACUUCCAGUCGAUAUUGCAAUACUCGGCUUUGGCAUCGGGGGCUCUGAUCCUCCCCGUCGUCAUCACUACGUCGGCCACUUCGAUACUUUCAGGCCUGUACAUGGCUCGAAUGCACAGGUACAUGCACUGUAUCCUUGUUGGCUUCAUGCUGUGGACGUUGGGUAAUGGGCUGACGCUCAUGUUUGAUCGUGACACCAAGAUUGGGCCUCUGAUUGGGAUCUUGAUUGUUGAAGGCGCCGGCAUCGGGCUGACGCUGCAGCCUACGCUCGUUGGCAUGUAUGCCAACGGACGCAGAGAAGACCGCGCCGUGACGACCGGCCUGCGCAACUUUAUACGCACCAUCGGCGGCGCGUUUGGGCUAGUCGUCUCGGGCGUCCUGCUCUCCAACACGCUUAGCAAUGACCUGGCCGGCAGCCCCUUGAUGUCGGCUGACUUUAUCGCCGAGUUGACGUCGUCGACCUAUGCGCUCGAUCAACUCGAUAUUUCGACGGAGGAAAAGGACCACAUCUUGGAUGUGUACAUGUCAGGGUUGCAUCGCAUCUUCAUCUUUUACACGUGCUGCUCGGGGUUGAGCAUCCUGUUGACAGCCUUGGUGGGCAACACGAGCCUCAAGCCACCGACAGCAGGGAAACAUUCGGGGACGGAGUCCUCUGGGCAGCACUCUGAAUCUAACCGGCCCUCCAGACGUAUCUGA
Molecule: messenger RNA, 2213 nt
Organism: Emericellopsis atlantica
Lineage: Eukaryota; Fungi; Ascomycota; Sordariomycetes; Hypocreales; Bionectriaceae
Product: major facilitator superfamily domain-containing protein
Exons: 3
Coding region: 501-2213 (570 amino acids)
Biological process (GO): transmembrane transport
Molecular function (GO): transmembrane transporter activity
Source: RefSeq, a predicted model, not a curated record